AUGAUCGGAGAGAGCACAUUUCUCGAGAGCAAAUCGUCUGAGUGCAUCAAACGUCAGAGAGCACUGAAUGGGAGGUUGCUGUCCGUCGUGAAGAUGCCGUCUCUCUGCAGUGAACCGCACCAAACAACGAGGGAGAAGUUCUGGGAGAGCAUUUGUCUGUGUGACCCUGACGGUGUCCAUGCCUUUGUCCUGGUUCUGCCUCUAGCUUCUCUCACAGAUGAAGACAAAGCUGAGUUUAAGAUCCUCCAGGAUGUUCUGGGUUCCUGUGUAGAUGCUUUCACCAUCAUUCUGUUCACUGUGGAGUCAGAUUCUUCAGCUUCAGCUUUCACUGAGUUUGUCAGUACAAACAAAGACCUGAAGGAGCUGUGUCAACGCUGUGGUGGACGUUAUAUCAUCUUCAAUGUUAAAGACCAGCAAGAAAUGCAAAUUGAGAAGAUCACACAUCUCCAGAGCCUCGCAUCUCCAACAGAAACAAGACAAGUCACUGGUGGAGCACAGCAUGCAGAGAGUAAGUAA
Knipowitschia caucasica is the source of this 516-nucleotide messenger RNA. The record is from the annotation of a GenBank genome assembly. NCBI's taxonomy places the organism in Eukaryota, Metazoa, Chordata, Actinopteri, Gobiiformes, Gobiidae.